Messenger RNA from Notolabrus celidotus (New Zealand spotty), 4203 nucleotides. Its product is annotated as NACHT, LRR and PYD domains-containing protein 1a-like. The transcript has 11 exons. Bases 67 to 3312 code for a protein of 1081 amino acids. NCBI's taxonomy places the organism in Eukaryota, Metazoa, Chordata, Actinopteri, Labriformes, Labridae. The record is from RefSeq and is a predicted model, not a curated record. Gene Ontology annotation, molecular function: protein binding.
ACCUUCAUCAUAAGAAUAAGACCUGUUGAAAACAGACGAGCUGCUGGAGCGACGGACGUUCUCCUGAUGAUCUGCAGAGUGAAACUCAUCCGUUUAUUGGGUGGCCACAGGUGUAUUUCAACAUGGAAAGAUACCCUACUCAACACUCCAGGUGGUGCACCUUGCUGUCUUCUGUUCUGCAGGACUCUCCAGGAGGAUUCAGACUCAUCUGGACUCAGCCGUCUGUCCUACAAGUCAAAAGAAGAUCCUAUUGCAUUCCAAAACAUCCAGCCUGACACAGAGACUGACCAGAGGAGGUCUGAGGAUGCCGCUGAUCGUUUUGCUCAGUAUCAACUAUUAGACCUGGACUCUGUAUUCACGCUGCUUAAGGAGGACAUCAUCAGUUUUGCGACGGAUGAGCUUGAGAGGUUUAAAAGGGUUCUUCAACAAGCUGACCAAGACUAUCUGGAGAAACAGAGGGAGGAUAAAGACUUGAUCGACAAGGAGGAAGAGCUGAAGAGGAGCAACAGAGAGGCUUUUCUGAAGCUCACACUGAACUUCCUGAGGAUGAUGAAGCAGGAUGCCAUGGCUGACUCUCUGCACAACAAGUCUCCUGCAGCAUGCCAAAAUAAACUGAAAGCUAACCUGAAGAAGAGGUUUCAACGUUUGUUUCAAGGGAUUUCCACAGCAGGACAGCCAACACUCCUGAAUGAGAUCUACACAGAACUCUGUAUCACAGAGGGGGGGACUGGAGUGUUGGAUGAUGAACACGAGGUCAUGCAGAUUGAUAGAGCAUUCAGAAAGUCAUUGAGAUCAGAAAAGGUAAUCACCUGUGACCAAAUCCUUCAACAAGGAGGGGAUGUUCCUGUCAGAACAAUGAUGACAAAGGGAGUAGCGGGCAUAGGGAAAACGGUCUUAACACAAAAGUUUGGGCUGGACUGGGCAGAAGACAAAACUCACAACAAUAUACAGUUCACAUUUCCAGUAGCUUUCCGAGAGCUUAAUUUGCUGAAAGGGAAAAAGUACAGUUUGGUAGAACUUAUCCAUCACCUGUUUAUUGAAACCAGAGAAGCAGGAAUCUACAGGUUUGAAGAGUUUAACGUUGUGUUCAUCUUUGACGGUCUGGAUGAGUGUCGACUUCCUCUGGACUUCCACAACAACGAGAUCCUCACUGAUGUCAGAGAGUCCACCUCGGUGGAUGUGCUGCUGACAAACCUCAUCAGGGGGAGACUGCUUCCCUCUGCUCGCCUCUGGAUAACCACUCGGCCUGCAGCGGCCAAUCAGAUCCCUCCUGUGUAUGUUGACAUGGUGACAGAGGUCAGAGGGUUCACUGAUACACAGAAGGAGGAGUACUUCAGAAAGAGAUUCAGAGACGAGGAGCAGGCCAGCAGUAUCAUCACCCACAUCAAGAAAGCACAAAGCCUCCACACCAUGUGCCAGAUCCCAGUCUUCUGCUGGAUCACCGCUACAGUUCUGGAGGAUGUGACCAGCGAGAGUGAGGAGCUGCCCAAGACCCUGACUGAGAUGUACAUCUACUUCCUGGUGGUUCAAAUGAAGCAGAGCAAUGUCAAGUUUCUUGGAGGAGUCGAAACAGAUCCACACUGGAAUCCAAACAGCAAAGACAUGAUCGUGUCUCUGGGAAAGCUGGCUUUUGAGCAGCUGCUGAAGAGGAACCUGAUCUUCUAUGAAUCAGACCUGACAGAGUGUGGCAUCAAUCUCAGGGAGGCCUCUGUGUACUCAGGAGUGUUCACACAGAUCUUUAAAGAGGAGAGAGGACUGUACCAGGACAAGGUGUUCUGCUUUGUGCAUCUGAGCGUUCAGGAGUUUCUGGCUGCCCUUUAUGUUCAUUUGGAGUUCACCAACUCAGGGUGCAAUCCUCUGGAAGACAAGGAAUUAUCCUGUAACACAUCCGAGGAGGUACGCAGCAAAUCUGCAGGCUUCUAUCAGAGUGCUGUGGACACGGCUUUACAGAGUCCAAACGGACACCUGGACUUGUUCCUCCGUUUUCUCCUCGGCCUUUCUCUAGAGACCAAUCAGAAUCUACUGAGAGGUCUUCUGGCACCAGCAGAAAGUAGCCCUCAAACCAAGCAGGAAGUAGCUGAGUAUGUCAAGGAGAAAGUCAGGGAGAAUCCCUCUCCAGAGAAGAGCAUCAAUCUGUUUCACUGUCUGAAUGAGCUGAAGGAUCACUCUCUAACGGAGGAGAUUCAACAGUAUCUUAGUUCAGGACGACUUUCCACAGAGGAACUCUCUCCUGCUCAGUGGUCAGCUCUGGUCUUCAUCUUACUGUCAUCUGAGGAUAACCUGGACAUGUUUGAGCUGAAUAAAUACUCUGCUUCAGAAGAGGCUCUGCUGAGGCUUCUGACAGUGGUCAAGGCUUCCAAAAAAUCCAUACUGAGUGGCUGUAACCUGACAGAGAGAAGCUGUGAAGCUCUGGCAGCAGUUCUCAGCUCCGAGUCCUCCUGCUUGAGGGACCUGGACCUGAGAAACAAUGACUUGCAGGACUCAGGGGUGAAGCUGCUUUCUGGUGGACUGAAGAAUCCAAACUGUAAGCUGGAGACUCUCAAGCUUUCAGGGUGUCUGAUCACAGACCAAGGCUUUCUAUCGCUCGCCUCAGCUCUGAGCUCCAACCCUUCCCACCUGAGAGAGCUUGACCUGAGAUACAAUCAUCCAGGAGACUUGGGGGUGGAACUGCUCACUGCUGGUCUGAGGGAUCCAAAGUGGAAACUUGACACUCUGAGGGUCAACUAUGGAGGAGAACGUUGGUUAAAACCAGGUCUGCAAAAAUAUUUCUGUGAACUCAAACUGGACCCAAACACAGCCAACGGAAACGUUUUUCUCUCUGCAGAAAACAGAAAAGCACAGAGCGUGAGCCAGAGCCUGCCGUACCCUGAUCACCCUGACAGAUUUGAUAUUGUGUAUGCGGUGCUGUGUGAAGGGGGUUUAAGUGGCCGCUGUUACUGGGAGGUGGAGAGGGAGGGCUGGCUGUCUAUUGGGAUGACUUACAGAGGAAUCAAAAGAAAGGGAGAUGACAUCUCGUGCAGGCUUGGAAGGAACAGCAUGUCCUGGGCUUUAUUCGUAUCUUCUAGACUUGUCUCUGCUUGGCACGACGACGGCUCAGAAACCAUUUACAUGCCUCCAGCAUUUCUCCCAAAGAGAGUUGGAGUGUAUCUGGAUUGGGACGCAGGCACGCUGUCCUUCUACAGAGUCAGCUCUAACUCACUGAUCCACCUGCACACCUUCCACUCCACCUUCACCGAACCCCUCUACCCUGGGUUCAUGCUCAGGAAGGAAUCUGCUUUGUCUCUGUGUCAGCCGGGAGAGGCAACAGAUUGAUAAAAAGAGAAGAAAAAUCAACACAAGAGAUACAAACAACUAAAAGAGAUAGAAGUACCAUUCAAUGAAAACAAAGAGACAUACACCACAAGCCCAUUUCAGGAAGGAGUUUCAACAAACUGAGUGUAACCCUGAACUCUGGGUAGAUGAACCCCCAGAUAGGAAACCCUGAGUUUCCCUCUUUUUGGGGUUAAAAGACUCAGUGUUUCCAAAAAAACCUGCUCUCUGAAACAUUCCCCUGAAAAUCAGAUGCAAUGACCAGUACUGAAUGCAAAACUACAACAAAAACAUGUCAAAUAACAACGAAGCGACACAAAACACUCACAAAGUGAUGCAAGAUGACAACACACAACAGCUACACAAGAAGAGGCGCAGCUCGACUCAGAAAACCUUAUUACACACACAAAACAACUAAUCAGCAAUCACAAGCACAACAAAGAGAAGCACAACAGCCACAGAGAGAUGGAAACAGUUUGCCAAGAUAAGAAAUAUAGAGAUACAGCUCACCCUAACCCCUAAAUCCCUGCAAGAAGUCGUCUGAACCAGUGUGUAAGUAAAAAGGUCAGAAUAAAAAUCCCUGCUCACUGAUACGAUCUUUUCCAAUCUUUAGUUCAUAUUGUGAAUACAUAUAUUUUACAUUUACAUGUGGCGUUGAUAAAAAAGGUUACAAAUUGUCACCAUAAUGUCAGUCUCUGUUUUGCCAACAUCUUGUAUAUCUUGUCAUGUGACCUCCACAACACCCUUUUCAUGUCCUGUCCUUCCCCCUGAAAUAUGAAGCUAAUCUUUGCAUUUCAUGUUCAUUUUUUCAUUUUUUAUGCUUCAGAAUUUAACAUCUUCACCUUUUAUUAUUUUUGAUGUAUUUUAAUUGUCAGUCAAGAAUCAUGCUUACCU